AAGAGUCGCAUAGUGGCACGAUUCGCUGGGUAGCACUAUUCGACAGAACACCGGAAAAGUCACGUGACCACACGCCGUCGUUCAAGAUGGAGACUGAGCGUUUAGAUGUCUUUACUGUGAGCUAGCUAGCUGUGGACUAAAUUCUCAAUAUGGCACAUCAGGCGGACUACCAGCCGCUGUAAGGAUAGUAGCGAGAUUAGUAACUUAGUCUGAGAUGUGCAUUUGGCAGCUCUUGACCACGAUGAGGUAAAGUUUUUGUAAACAUAGACCACCUGAAGAAUUUUCAACAUCAGAGGUAGCCAGAGGAGAAAACUGUCAAUGGUCAUCAUCACUAACUCAUUUUGAAAGAGAGGAGAUCGAUAUGGCCCUGAGAGAGUUAAAGGUUUGCCUCCUGGGGGACACUGGAGUUGGAAAGUCGAGUAUUGUUUGGAGAUUUGUGGAGGACAGCUUUGACCCAAACAUCAACCCAACAAUCGGGGCGUCCUUCAUGACCAAGACCGUGCAAUACCAGAAUGAGCUGCACAAGUUCCUGAUCUGGGACACGGCAGGACAGGAGCGGUUUCGUGCCCUGGCACCCAUGUAUUACAGAGGUUCAGCUGCAGCCAUCAUUGUUUACGACAUCACAAAAGAGGAUUCCUUCCAAACACUGAAGAACUGGGUGAAGGAGCUGCGACAGCACGGCCCUCCUAAUAUUGUGGUCGCCAUCGCUGGCAAUAAAUGUGACCUUUCAGACGCCAGGGAAGUGCUAGAGAAGGAUGCCAAGGACUAUGCUGACUCCAUCCAUGCCAUCUUUGUAGAAACCAGCGCCAAGAACGCCAUUAACAUCAACGAGGUGUUUAUAGAGAUAAGUAAGCGCAUCCCGGUCGCAGAAGCAGCUGCAGGAACAUCAGGAAAAGGUUUCAAACUGGGACGACAGGCCUCAGAGUCUCGCAGGACGUGCUGCUGAUGAUUCUGGUGACUGUCCCCACAUGAUCUAUACCCUGAUCCUUAUUCCUCCUGUUACCCCAUCGUACAGGCGCCACACACCGUCCAACCGCACACCUUGCCAUCAGUGAUACUGAUGGUGCAGCAUUUCAAGGCUGAUUGCCUGCAAGCAAAAGCUUAAACAAAAAGAAAAACAGCAAUCAGAAAAUUUCUGUCAGGAAAGGUAACUCAAGGUUACUGAGGAAAACAAACAUUAAUACAUUGAUAUGUAAGUCAUAGAAACACAUGUAUGGAAAUAUAUUUUACUGGCUUCUUCUUUGGACUUGGACCUCUGUUUGGUGUGUUAUAGCUCUGUGCUGAUCAGAGUUCUGGAGAGAGGUCAGACGUCAUUUGUACUUGUAAAUUUGUACAAAUCUAUAUUUCAAACCAAAACAUGGACUGAACAUUGUUCAAUUUCACCAAAUUAUUUUGAUAAGACCUUAAUUAUUUCGUUUUGUCAACUUAGUGAAGGAUCCAUCUAUACAGUUUAUGUGUAUAAUCACUUAUUUAUCAUAAGAUUUUGAUGCACAAGGAGAAGGCAGUCAUCAAUAUCACUCUGUCAUCUUAACUUUUUUGCAUUUUUUAAAGGAUAUUUCAAGAGAUGUUGCUAAUUCACGGUCAAGUUAGGAAGAUUGUUCACAAGAGAUCGAAGUGUUAAACUUUGAUCACAUGGUUAAACUGCAGAAAUGAAAGAUCGGUGGGAGCCUGCUACCUUUACAUUAAAGGAGUAGUUUGGAAAACGGGGAAGAAUGUCUGUGAAGGUGACCUGAGAAAACUAUGUCAUCAAUCUGGAGCCUGCAGUCCAUUAUCGUAGCUUAGCAUAAAAACUGGAGAGCAAUAGAAGCUAAAUCUGUACACAUGUAAGAAAUCUGCUUACAAGCACUUCUAAAACUUGUUAAUCCGCACAUUAAACCUGUUAAUAUUACACCUUGAGUUCUGUGGGUAUUAACCAAACACUUUGGCCAUUUUUCAGGGAUUACUAUGCAGCACUAUUUCCUGAUUCUGAGCGCCAAGACUCCAGGAAGUUAUCUGUCUCAGCCAAGGAAUAUUCUGACACAUAUCCCUGUGUAACAUAGCAUUUAUUAGACUAAAAUAAACACCUGUUUUAUUCAAAUUCAAUUAGAAACUUUAAUAACACCUCCAGAGGCAACUGGAGCAGCUUGCACUUAAAAUAAAUAUGUAAACAAAAAGAUAAAAAACAACAUUUAAUUAUGUCCAAUAGAUAACAUUUCUAGUCUGUAUUCAAAGAUAAGCUGAUAAAUUGAUGACAUUAUGAAUCUAACAGACAUAAUGGCAUGUUAUUUUUCUCUCAUCCAGCUCUAACAGAAAACAAAUACUCGUAUUUAUCAGAAAAAGUCUGUUCCUUUGGUUAUCAACCGUGUUGUCCUUCUCCCCGUGGCCAUUUUACGAUAUUCUGACUGUCAGUUGCACCUGAGAAUGACAACAACUUAUCAUGCCACCUCACCUGUGUGAUAAAAGCAGAUAUCCACUCCCCAAUCUUCCGAUACCUGUGCUUCAUUCAGAGAGCAAAGUGCUGACUCUGUUGCAGUUUCAAAGUUUAUUAUUGUAUGAUAACAGUUCCAGAUGCUCUCAUGUGCUCCACAGUUUCUGUUGUAAUUACUGCAAAGGUAUUAACUGAAUCCUAAAUAUGAAGUUCCCCAUAUCACAUGCUGCAAACUAACUUCUGUUUCACAAUCAUGCUUAAGCUCUCCGGUAUUCACUGGUGAGCCCGUCUGUCUUCAAUCUUUUGCUUAAGCGUUAAAUAUUUAACAGGCGAAGCUAACAUUUGUGAGGCCUCGCCAAAAUCUUUAAUUGCCUCAUAAACUUUUUUGUUUUUUUUCCUCUCCUGUAACACAUUCAGCACUGGCUCUCGCAUGCGGUGUUGUUUUACCACCUUGCCCGCAAUGGAAACGGCAACAUUUUGAAACUUGACACGGUUUCAAGGAAAAUCAGAUUUAAGAGCUUAAAUCUCCCCUUUGCAUAACGUUAAAGGUUUCAGUGUUAGACGUAGCUCUGUCAACAUGCUGACCCCUUAAUGAACCUCCUCUCUGUAUGUGCUUUGUUACAGCCUCUGCUCUCUGAUUUGCCUUCCUCCAAGCUUCUUUUGACUCAUUCCUUUAAAUUCCAGGCACUUAUUGUAAGUCCAGCUUUCAGAGAAAUGUGGUGCACUUUACAGCAGCGUUCACUGAGCUCUAUCAUCCUCUUAAAAUCAUGAAAGCUAUUUCUACUCUGAAAUCCUUGUGCUCUGCUAGAGUAGAGUCAUUUCCCUCUAAUAUUGGCCUAAUUAAACUUCACUUGAAGUUGAAUCAUGAGCUCUCCACGGACUUAAUAAUUUUGUGUAAUUUUAUGCUCGUCCGUACCUCAUGAGAGUCACUUUUAGCCCAAAAACCUCUUUACAAAGUUGCCAAAAAACACAGAUGUGGCUUCAAAUCGUCUGCAUUUCCACAUUUACAAAUUUUGGAUUGUGUGCUCUUCUGUCUGUGUAAGCCACUUCAUAUGCCUUUAAGCAUCCUAAGCAGACCUGUUUCUGUUCAGUUGUGCUGCCUUUUACUUCAAGGAGUUUCUUUAAGAGUGCAAUAAUUUUGCUUUGUAAAAUGUGACCUAACUCAAUAAAUCAGUAACAGAGUGAGAGUUAGCUGUUGUGCUGAAAUGUCACUGCCUUUCCUCAGUGAAAUGCACGAUAAUGAUGGGUUUAUACUGACCUCAAUUUCUGCUGAUUUCAUGGCAGUUGUAUGAACAGUUGAUCAUGUGAGCAGUGUGAUGUAGCAAUUAAAUGCCUUAGAAAACUUUCUAGGUCAAAACUUCAUUGAUGAACUGAUUCGUGCUGCUGUCUCGCUCUACGUUAUCAUACUAACUCCAGCACCUAUUUAACAGAGCUCCAGCAAUUUUAUUUAAAAGGGAAUCACUCUGGUACUUUAACAGCUGCACUUUGUAUUAAUUGGCCUUUAUAAGUAACUCACACUCUGUCUGCAGCCUGUUAUUAUCUCUGUGAAAUCACUCCAUGAAACAUACUUAGGAAGGUGUCAGACUCCUUAAUGUGCUCUGAUGUUAUUUAAGGUUUUGACUAUUGCCUGGCUCUUAUGCUAUGAAGAACAGAGUGCCAAAUGAUGUCAAAGCCACUUUACUACACCACACUUAAUCAACCUUUUUUUUAAUGUUGAAGUGAAAUUAUGGUCAAAAGUUCUAAUCACAAAAAACAUUUUAAGUUUGAUGAUGUUUUUUUCCCCUUAUUUGAAAACAGACUGGAUAGAAUUUGUUUGACAGUUUUGCAUUGAAAACCAUCAUUAGUCUUGGGCUGGCCCUGGGAAUGUGAUUAACUGUAUUAUGUAUAUUUUUCAGUGUAAAUAUAUACCAUCAAAUUGCACACAAAUUAGUGAUUAUAUUCUAUUCCAAGCCCGUUGUGUGACCACAAUAGACUUGUACACCAUCUGCAGUAAUUCCAUCAGCAUUGUAGUUACCAUAUUUAGCUUUUCUACUAUGUUUCGUAUUGAUCGUAACAAAAUGCCUGAAAACACUUGUUUGCAGUGUGUUUCCAAAAUGUGUAAAAACGGAACUGUCAGUUGAUUUACUAAUAAAAGAUUGACAAAAAUA
Notolabrus celidotus (New Zealand spotty) is the source of this 4554-nucleotide messenger RNA. It is a transcript of the gene rab22a, whose product is annotated as RAB22A, member RAS oncogene family. NCBI's taxonomy places the organism in Eukaryota, Metazoa, Chordata, Actinopteri, Labriformes, Labridae. Gene Ontology annotation, molecular function: GTP binding; GTPase activity. The transcript has 7 exons. Bases 362 to 946 code for a protein of 194 amino acids. The record is from RefSeq and is a predicted model, not a curated record.